AAUAAUUCUGAACCUUCCGUUUGCCUCACCUCUUGAGGGCUCUGACAAGCCUGUAUAAUUGCAUUCUUGUGCUUCUUCAUUAGCAUAUUCUCUCUAUAUACUUUUGACUUGUAAAUUUAUGAGCAUUCUCAUUGCUCAGUUUCAACUGAAUUUGUGGAUUCGGAGCCAUUCUUUUUCUGUUCGAGAUCUAGAUUGCAUUAUAUAAACUAAAGAAGUCUUUUAAGUUUCAGAGUAAAAUAGAUGGCCAUGGUCUGACAGCAUACAAAUCUGUCAAUCCCUUGUUUCUUUUCCAAGAUUUUUGAUCUGGGUUUUCUUUAAUCAUUUCCGAUUUUCAAAAAAAUGGCACCAAACUCUGUAGUGAUUACACUUGAGCAGCCUGAAAAUGUUUCUUUAAAUUGAGCAAAUGAUUCCCAAAGGGCGUUGAUUUUCCAGGAGAAACAAAAAGCUGCAAGUCCUAAGCAAUUUACUUGGGUUCUUCUUCUCAAAGCACACAGGGUAGUGUCUUGUAUUCCAUGGCUGGCAAUGAGUUUGUGUACAAUUUUCGGUUCGAUCAAGAAACGAAUUACCACUUCUUCCGAUGGGAGGGGAGAAGAGCCCACAUACAGAGGGAAGAAAAUGUACAAGUUUAUAAAAGCAUUUCUUGCUAUUUCAAUUGUGGCUUUGAUUAUUGAAAUCAUUGCUUAUUUCAAGAAAUGGGAUUUGAGUUUGGUUCAUAAUCCAUGGGAAGUUCAGAAUAAUGUUGUGCAAUGGUCUUAUAUGGCUUGGCUUUCUUUUAGAGUUGAUUACGUUGCUCCUCUGAUAAUGACACUAUCCAAAUCUUGCAUCGUACUUUUCAUGAUCCAAUCACUGGAUCGGCUUGUGCAGUGUUUGGGGUGUUUCUGGAUUAAGUACAAGAAGUUGAAGCCUGUGAUUGAAGGCGAACCUUAUGACAUCGAAGAUGGAUCGAGUUAUCCGAUGGUUCUUGUUCAGAUUCCCAUGUGCAAUGAAAGAGAGGUGUACGAACAAUCAAUUGCUGCAGUUUGCCAGCUCGAUUGGCCUAAGGAUCGAUUUUUAGUUCAAGUCUUAGAUGAUUCAGACGAUGAACUUUUACAGAAUUUGAUAAGAGAUGAAUGCUUGUCGUGGAAAGAGAAAGGGAUGAACAUAAUAUACAGACAUCGAUUCAUCAGAACCGGGUACAAAGCUGGCAAUCUUAAAUCAGCCAUGGCUUGUGAUUACGUCAAAGACUACGAAUUUGUUGCAAUAUUUGAUGCAGAUUUCCAACCCAAUCCCGAUUUCCUUAAAUUGUCAAUCCCUCAUUUUAAGAACAAUCCCGAAAUAGGCCUUGUCCAGACUCGAUGGUCAUUUGUGAAUAAGGAUGAAAAUUUACUUACAAGACUCCAAAACAUCAAUCUCUGCUUCCAUUUCGAAGUCGAGCAGCAAGUAAAUGGAGUUUUCCUCAAUUUCUUCGGGUUCAAUGGAACAGCAGGUGUUUGGAGGAUUAAAGCAUUAGAGGAUUCAGGUGGCUGGCUUGAGAGGACUACAGUCGAGGACAUGGAUAUAGCAGUUCGUGCCCACUUGAAGGGGUGGAAAUUUAUCUACCUCAAUGAUGUGAGAGUUCUUUGCGAAUUACCAGAGUCGUAUGAAGCAUAUAAGAAGCAACAACAUCGUUGGCAUUCUGGCCCGAUGCAGCUCUUCAGACUAUGCCUCCCGGACAUUGUAACCUCAAAGAUAUCAGUAUGGAAAAAGGCCAACAUGAUAUUCCUUUUCUUUCUCCUAAGGAAACUUAUACUUCCCUUUUACUCGUUUACUUUGUUUUGUAUCAUACUUCCAUUGACGAUGUUCAUACCGGAGGCUGAAUUACCUACUUGGGUGAUCUGUUACGUCCCCAUUGUCAUGUCCAUUCUGAACAUUUUACCAGCACCCAAGUCUUUCCCCUUUCUCAUGCCAUAUUUGCUCUUCGAGAACACAAUGGGAAGGAAAAGGGGAAUUGUGGGAACUAACAUCUCGUAUGUGAGAAUUUCAUUACAUUGUACUAGAUUCACGUGA
This is a messenger RNA of Olea europaea var. sylvestris, 2025 nucleotides long. Its product is annotated as xyloglucan glycosyltransferase 4-like. The coding region runs from base 523 to 2025 and encodes 500 amino acids. Gene Ontology annotation, cellular component: Golgi apparatus. The transcript has 5 exons. Lineage: Eukaryota; Viridiplantae; Streptophyta; Magnoliopsida; Lamiales; Oleaceae. Gene Ontology annotation, molecular function: glycosyltransferase activity. The record is from RefSeq and is a predicted model, not a curated record.